Molecule: messenger RNA, 921 nt
Organism: Talaromyces marneffei
Lineage: Eukaryota; Fungi; Ascomycota; Eurotiomycetes; Eurotiales; Trichocomaceae
Exons: 1
Coding region: 1-921 (306 amino acids)
Molecular function (GO): nucleic acid binding
Source: RefSeq, a predicted model, not a curated record
AUGCCUAACACCGUGCGCUGGCUAGGGGUUAUCCUUGAUAGGCAGCUAUCCCUAAAGAGCCACUAUUCCACGUGCCUCCAAAAGGCUCGGGGCACCGAGAUGAGACUCCGUACGCUAUGUAGGGCCAACGGCCUUACUCCAGAGCUGGUACGACGUCUACAGCGAGCCACCGUGCAAGCGCAGGCUCUCUGGGGAUCAGAGCUCUGGUGGCAAGGCCAAAAAACGUGGGCAUUAGGCCUACAGCGCCUAGUUAAAAUCCAAGCAAGGGCUAUUACAGGCAUGCUUCCUAAGGCGCCGAUAGGGGCCCUAAUCCGUGAGGCAGCUCUAGAGCCAGCGAACGUGCUGCUUGAUGCCAGGAAAGCUGGAUAUGUGACGAGGCUGUUAGGACUACCUGAGACCCACCCAACAGCGCAGCUGCUCCCAGUCACGCUCAGGCAUGGUGAUACCCACGCACAGCCUGGAGAGCACCCCCUAGAUAACCGAGAAUGGGCUCAAAGCAACGACAAAGUGCCUAAAAGGAUAGGCCAGAGGCUUGCUAAGCAUCUAGCUCAGCGCCUAACCAAGGACCCAUCAGGUGGAAUUGAGAGGACAGUGCAAAGCGCACCAGCAGCCUUUUCAGGCACUAUCCGGGUGCUGAGCACCGAACAAGCUCUAAUAGAAGCAGCAGAGUGGCGCCCAGGGACAACCCUAUGGUCAGAUGGCUCUAGGCAAGACAAUGGACGUACAGGCGCUGGAGUAGCGCUGCAGACGGUGCCAGAGGCCCCGUGGGAGCACCUAGAGAUACCUAUGGGCACUGGGCUUGAAGUUUUUGACGCGGAGCUCGUGGGAGUAGCUUCGGCACUAGAAUGGGCACUGGAGAGGCAUCUCCCAGGGGCUAUCUACGUCCUUUUAGAUGCCCAAAAUGCCAUCAAGCGCCUCUAA